AUGGAGAGGUGGUCUGUGAAGGUGUUGCGGGUGUCGUCGCCUCUAAACCUCAAGAACACCUCGUACAUCCAGCGGUUUGAACUACCGUGGGGCUUGAAAGAGUCGGAUGUGGACAGCUUUGUUGAUGACGUCCUUGUGAAUGACAAACCAUGGGCUUCCGUAGUGCAAGAGGCGUUGACUGGCUCCCAUGUAUUUGUAUGUGCACAUGGUAGUCGAGAUAAUAGAUGUGGUGUUUGUGGACCUGUCCGCAUUGAUAAGUUCAAAGAGGAGGCUGAGCUGCGAGGAUUGACGAAUCAGGUAUUUGUUACUGCUUGCUCUCACAUUGGAGGCCACAAAUAUGCUGGAAACUUGAUUAUCUACAGCCCAGGUUCAGAUGGAAGCAUAACUUUACAGAGAUGGAGAAAGCGAAGCAGAUCUAGCGAAUUGGAUAUAACGGCAUUACCCUGUAUGGGGCAAAUGGGAGUAUCUUCUGAUGAAGCUGAAAAAAUUAAUGACCUGAAGCUUCCAAAUGGAGGAGAAAGUAAGAAAAUCAAGGAGAAGCCCCAAGAAAACAGCAAUCAGAUUCAGAAGAAUGAGAACUUUUCAGGCUGUUGCAAGGGGCUAAUAGUAAUGGAUUUACAUGCUGCAAAGAAGUAA
Molecule: messenger RNA, 636 nt
Organism: Pyrus x bretschneideri (Chinese white pear)
Lineage: Eukaryota; Viridiplantae; Streptophyta; Magnoliopsida; Rosales; Rosaceae
Exons: 3
Coding region: 1-636 (211 amino acids)
Source: RefSeq, a predicted model, not a curated record